GGGCAUCAGUCACAUGAUUUGGAGAGAUUGACGGGGCUUGUGUUUCCUAAUAUAGACACAGUAAUCAUGCCUGCCACUCAGCAGUCUCCUCAGGAUGAGCAGGAAAAGCUCCUGGAUGAAGCAAUUCAGGCUGUGAAGGUCCAGUCCUUUCAGAUGAAGCGCUGCCUGGACAAGAACAAGCUUAUGGAUGCUCUGAAACAUGCCUCAAACAUGCUUGGAGAGCUGAGGACUUCCAUGCUAUCACCAAAGAGUUAUUACGAACUCUACAUGGCCAUUUCUGAUGAACUGCAUUACCUGGAGGUAUACUUGACUGACGAGUUUGCUAAAGGCAGAAAGGUGGCAGAUCUCUACGAACUAGUUCAGUAUGCUGGAAACAUCAUACCAAGGCUUUACUUGCUGAUCACUGUGGGUGUGGUGUACGUGAAGUCGUUUCCACAGUCUCGGAGGGAUAUCCUGAAGGACCUGGUGGAAAUGUGCCGAGGAGUGCAGCAUCCCCUUCGAGGCCUCUUCCUCAGAAACUACCUUCUGCAGUGCACCAGAAACAUCCUGCCGGACGAAGGAGAACAGCCAGAAGAGGAGACUACUGGAGACAUUAACGACUCGAUGGACUUUGUGCUGCUGAACUUUGCGGAGAUGAACAAGCUGUGGGUUCGAAUGCAGCAUCAGGGUCACAGCAGAGACCGGGAGAAGAGGGAGCGAGAGCGUCAGGAGCUGAGGAUUCUUGUCGGGACCAACCUUGUCCGUCUGAGCCAGUUAGAGGGAGUUAAUGUGGAGAAAUACAAACAGAUUGUGCUGUCUGGCAUCUUGGAGCAAGUGGUAAAUUGCAGAGAUGCCCUUGCUCAAGAAUACCUCAUGGAAUGUAUUAUUCAGGUCUUUCCUGAUGAGUUUCAUCUUCAGACCCUCAAUCCUUUCCUGAGGUCCUGUGCUGAGCUGCACCAACAUGUGAAUGUCAAAAAUAUCAUCAUUGCUCUGAUUGACAGGCUUGCAUUGUUUGCUCAUCGAGAGGAUGGCCCUGGAAUUCCAGUUGACAUUAAACUGUUUGAUAUUUUCUCACAACAAGUAGCUACUGUUAUCCAGUCAAGACAGGACAUGCCAUCAGAGGAUGUGGUUUCAUUGCAAGUGUCCCUCAUCAAUCUGGCUAUGAAGUGCUAUCCUGACCGGGUGGACUACGUUGACAAAGUUCUGGAGACAACUGUGGAAAUCUUUAACAAACUAAACCUUGAACAUAUUGCAACCAGCAGUGCAGUAUCAAGAGAGCUGACCAGACUGCUAAAGAUCCCCGUCGACACCUACAACAACAUUGUGACGGUUCUGAAACUGAAACACUUCCAUCCUUUGUUUGAGUACUUCGACUACGAGUCUCGAAAGAACAUGAGUUGCUACAUCCUGAGCAAUGCUCUAGAUUAUAACACAGAGAUUAUCGCACAGGAGCAGGUGGAUGCCAUCUUGAGCCUAGUGUCGACCCUGAUCCAGGACCAGCCAGACCAACCCACGGAGGACCCUGAUCCAGAAGACUUUGCGGAGGAGCAGAGUCUCGUGGGCAGGUUCAUUCACCUGCUUCACUCAGAGGACCCCGACCAGCAGUAUUUGAUCCUAAACACAUCGAGGAAGCACUUUGGUGCGGGUGGGAACCAGAGGAUUCGAUACACACUACCCCCUUUGAUAUUUGCGGCAUAUCGGCUUGCUUUCCGGUAUAAAGAGAGCUCAAAAGUGGAUGACAAGUGGGAAAAGAAGUGCCAGAAGAUCUUCUCGUUCGCCCACCAGACCAUCAGUGCUCUUAUCAAAGCAGAGCUGGCCGAGCUACCUCUCCGGGUCUUUCUGCAGGGGGCGCUGGCAGCCGGAGAGAUUGGCUUUGAGAAUCAUGAGACGGUGGCGUAUGAGUUCAUGUCGCAGGCAUUUUCUCUUUAUGAGGAUGAAAUCAGUGAUUCUAAGGCCCAGCUGGCAGCAAUCACACUGAUAAUUGGAACAUUUGAGAGGAUGAAAUGUUUCAGCGAAGAGAACCAUGAACCUUUAAGGACACAGUGUGCACUGGCUGCUUCAAAACUCCUUAAGAAGCCUGAUCAGUGCCGUGCUGUCAGCAUCUGUGCACAUCUCUUCUGGUCUGGUCGAAACACCGACAAGAACGGGGAAGAGAUUCAUGAUGGAAAGAGAGUGAUGGAGUGCUUGAAGAAAGCUCUGAAGAUUGCCAACCAGUGCAUGGACCCAUCAUUGCAAGUCCAGCUCUUCAUUGAAAUCCUAAACAGAUACGUCUACUUUUAUGAAAAAGAAAAUGAUGUGGUGACAGUACAAGUCUUAAACCAGCUCAUUCAGAAGAUAAGAGAAGAUAUUCCAAACCUAGAAGCCAGCGAAGAAGCCGAGCAAAUUAACAAACACUUUCACAACACACUGGAGCAUUUGCGCCUGCGGAAAGAGUCCCCUGAGGCCGAUGGACCGAUCUACGAAGGUCUUGUCUUGUAAAACGGGAUGUAAAGAAAUGCACGUGGCACAAAUUAAACUAUUCCAUCCAGUGGUUCCCUGUCCCCAGCCGCCAUGUCUUCACCAACUUUGCCAUUCUAGAAUUAGAUUUUUAUAGAGCGUGCCUUUAAAAGGUGCCAGGAAUAUAAGGUUACUACGUUACUUAUUCAGGCCUAGCAUUUUUUUGCACAUAAGCAUUCCUUGAUGAAAACAAGAAUUAGUGUUGAGUUAAUAUCAGGCCCCUAAUGACCAAUUAAUUCUGGGUUCUUAUUCUAAUCUGGCAUGGUUAAUGGAUUUUUGUUUUUGUCCAUGCAGCUCAUCUCAAUUAGUAAUAUUAUGAUCUCCUAAUGACUCCUUUUUGCAUUCUGUGUUGCUUCUGUAUGUCCUAUGUGUAAUGUACUUUUGUGUUCUAGGGUGGCAAAAAAAUAUGCUUUGUUUGUUUUGUAGAACACCUGCUGCUUCAGAAUAGUACAGUUAUUGGGACAAUUUAUUUAUUUGUUUUGUUGUGAUUUGUGGGAUUCUGCCUGCAUUAUUCAUUUAAUGCAAACUACUUUUAUGUUCUGUAUUGUCCAAAUUAAAAUACAUUAAUGCAUGUAUGCAUAAUUUACACCUGGUUCGAAACAUAUUUUGGCUGUAAAACAGAUGUGUGUAUGGUCCACUUAGAACUGGAGUGAAUGUGCCAGCUAUAACUUUACUGUAUAUUCAUAGAUAAGGUCUAUUUUGGUCCUAAAAAAAUAUAUGCUUGUUUUUGCAUUGUUUUUUUUUUAAUCUAUGUAGUUUAUGAACCUUCAUUGUAAAUCAGUAAAAUCCACCACCAGUAUCCCAUUAUAUGCACAAAUAAACAAAUUGCAAUGAA
Messenger RNA from Polyodon spathula (Mississippi paddlefish), 3310 nucleotides. RefSeq names its product vacuolar protein sorting-associated protein 35-like. Gene Ontology annotation, biological process: intracellular protein transport; retrograde transport, endosome to Golgi. The transcript is spliced from 17 exons. NCBI's taxonomy places the organism in Eukaryota, Metazoa, Chordata, Actinopteri, Acipenseriformes, Polyodontidae. Gene Ontology annotation, cellular component: retromer, cargo-selective complex; late endosome; retromer complex. Bases 67 to 2457 code for a protein of 796 amino acids. The record is from RefSeq and is a predicted model, not a curated record.